Messenger RNA from Symbiodinium natans, 966 nucleotides. Lineage: Eukaryota; Dinophyceae; Suessiales; Symbiodiniaceae. The record is from the annotation of a GenBank genome assembly.
AUGCCUGGCGACAAGUUGGAUGCCAUGGAUUUCGGCGGCCCCAUUGCGAACACCGACAGCUUUCUGAGGAGUUUCCAAGUGAAUUGCCUGAAACAUUUGGCUGUGAAUUGCCCGUUUCCAGCUGACAGUGAUCAGCAACAUCAUCCAAGUGUAGCAACAUUUGUGCUUCAAAGGAUCCAGUUGUAUUUCUUCACGGACGCGGCGACCGCGAAAGACGUGGUACUUUUGCCCGCGCUCUGCCAUGAUUUGAUUCUUUUCUCCAUCGCUUUGCAGCUGUUGCUCAUCGCGCUGAUCAUUUGCUACCUUUUUUUCAAGGCUGUGCGCCAAUGGCUUGCAAGCAUUUCGCGCGCAAAAUGCGCUGCCCGUGAGGAGGAGGCAGCGGAUCCGGAGCCGAAGCCAAAGUUCCGGGUGGCGCUGCCACCACCUUGCAAAUGCUUGCGGUGGGCCGUGAAGUGGGAUCCUGACAUCAGGAACAUGAUCAAUUGUCUCAAGGAAGAGGGUGAAGAAGCCCUCAUCCCGUUCUUCGAAUGCGAGGUUUUCGUCUACAAGUUACGGAAGAUUGUCCGAAACAUGGUCUCCGUGGGCGAUCGCAUGCGCAUUAAGCACGAGGUGCUGCAGAUGCGGCAGCGCGAGAUACUCAAUGAGAGAACGGCGCAGAAGACGGCUGAGCAGGAGAUGCAAGACCGACGGGCGCUACUAGAGCUCUUCCAGCAGGCAGAUGAACCAGCAGAGGCUGCUCAGGCGCCCCCAGAGGCACCACAGCCAGCUGAGAUAGAAGCGGAACCAGCGCAGCAAGCUCCCCAACACGAGGAGGCGGAAGACGCAGAAGCUGCACCGCUAGCUCCUCCCGAGGGAGAAGCACCGGAUGACUUCCUGAAGAUGCUCAUUGCCACAUCGCAGAAGAAGCCGACAGACCCGCAGAUGACGGCCGAGGAUGCUGCAGCACUGGCCUCAAUGAUGGCAGAG